Molecule: messenger RNA, 3336 nt
Organism: Plectropomus leopardus (leopard coralgrouper)
Lineage: Eukaryota; Metazoa; Chordata; Actinopteri; Perciformes; Serranidae
Gene: gmfb
Product: glia maturation factor, beta
Biological process (GO): actin filament debranching; negative regulation of Arp2/3 complex-mediated actin nucleation
Cellular component (GO): cortical actin cytoskeleton
Molecular function (GO): Arp2/3 complex binding; actin binding
Source: RefSeq, a predicted model, not a curated record
AAAAAACAUUGAAAGCGUCCCUGCCAUUCAGAGCAGCAGCUGCAGCUUCAGGGAAUAUUUAACUCCACAACAAUGAGUGAAUCACUGGUGGUGUGCGAGGUGGACGAAGAUCUGGUUAAAAAGCUCAAGCAGUUCCGUUUCCGGAAGGAGACCAAUAAUGCGGCCAUCGUUAUGAAGAUUGAUAAAGACAAGCAGCUGGUGAUUCUUGAAGAGGAACAUGAUGAUAUUUCUCCGGAUGAUCUUAAGGAUGAACUCCCCGAGAGACAGCCGAGAUUUGUCGUCUACAGUUAUAAAUACCAACAUGAUGACGGACGCGUUUCCUAUCCUCUCUGCUUCAUCUUCUCCAGUCCAGUGGGUUGCAAACCAGAGCAGCAGAUGAUGUACGCAGGAAGCAAAAACAAACUGGUGCAAACUGUUGAACUGUCCAAGGUGUUUGAGAUCAGACAAACAGAAGACCUAACAGAGGAGUGGCUCAGAGAGAAACUCGGGUUUUUCGGCUAAAGUGAUCUCACGCGGUGGUCUGGGAUGUGAGGAGGAUCCAGAUUGCACAAUCUCUUGGAGAAAACACGUCACAGUUAAUGUUUCCCUCCUCUUUCGUACCAGACCUGAUUUAAAUAGUGUUUGCAAAUAUUUUCUCGGUUUUGGGCCUCUUUGGUAGAGUUUACUGCUUAUUAAUAUUCAGUGUGGCACUAACUAAACCUCUCCCAUCUGGCAGCCUGAAACUGAAAACACUAUUUGACGCAGGUCUUCUUUUGUCUCCCAUACGAUCUCUCCAUGUGCCAGUUAUGUGUCUGUAUUGAAUUAACGCUCCCGUUAUAGCUCUUAAUGGUCAGAAAUUGAUAGUACUCAUCCGCCCUUCCUUAAGCAUGUUCAUCCGGGAAGAUUUUAAAGGCAUUUUAACGGUUUUUGUUUCCUUCAGUAGUUUAAACUCAGCGUAUUUUGCAACUCUGAACCUCCUGAGUUUCACCUUUUUCAGUUUAAUCAUUUUUAAUAAUUUUAGGGCGUCUUAAUUUGAUUAUAUUUUAGUUUUUCUGGCUUGUGUAGGGUUAAGUAAACUUUAUAGCAUUAAUUUCCUUUUUUUGUGACAAACUUCCUGCCAGAACAUCUGAACAAUCACAGUUUCAAUUUGUGCUUUAGUCUCUCCUUCAGUAUUAAUUUAAGGGCAUUUAAAUAUCAUUUUGGUAACAAGUUGUAAUUGCACCAGUCUACAAACAAGACCAUUCCUGAGACUUACAUGUGAUGUGUUGUACCUUCUCCUGUGCACAUGAACAAGCAGGCAGACGCCCUCGAGUGGUGCUCAUCACGCUGCAGAUUAGUCCAUCCUCAGAUCACAUCUUUUCGUCUGUUUAGAGAAAAAACAGUGUGACUCAUGGGUAAAGCUGUACUCUGCCUUUGACCUGCAUAUUUGUUAUAUCACACUCCUGAAAACAAUACUUCCGCUGAAACAUUCCAGUUUAUUACCGACAACAAACCUCCGUCUCUUGCGACCAUGACAGUCUUGAAAACACUGCACACAUGGGGGGGGGCGUUACCGGCCCUCUUUUUAAUCUACUGGGCUACUCUGUGUAAGUGGGUCACUGUGUCUUUAGGGAGAUUGUUAGCUAAUGUUGUGCAUUAUAGCUAUUUGCUGUGUUUAGUGUUAAUGAAUGUUGUUCUGAUGUAAAGCCACGUUGAUCGCUUAGCGGUGGUCGCAGCCUUGAGAAUGACGGCUGUGAGUCCUCCAAACGCCAGUUGUGCUUGAUAUUUAGACUUGGUAGGUAAAAAGGGCAGCAUCGAUUUACAUUUUCCAUACAGAACAGGGGUCGACCUAUAAAGCUUGUUACUGAUAUUUAGGCAUCGAAUGUGCAAGCAGCUCAUAAUUUGUGCCAAUAUCGAAGAUCUACUGUGCGGUCUUUAAGUAUUUGUAGAUUUUUGUUGCUUUUCUCUGCUUUCUAUCACGUCGGGUUUGAAAUGAAACCCAGAUAGAAGUUAACAUGAUGAAUUUUAGCUUUCAGCACAUUUCAAAUCCAGGUCCGGUGUGUAGGAUUUAGGGGGAUACACUGGCAGAAAUAUAAUAAGUAUGUUUUCUUUUAUGUAUAAUCUCCUGAAAAAUAAGAUUUGUUGUGUUUUUUUACCUUAAAAUUAGCUGUUUAUAUCUACGUAAGGAGCGGGUCCUUGUCCACGGAGGCCACCAUAUUUCUACAGUAGCCUAGAAUGGACAAACCUAACACUGGCUCUAAACAGGGCUAUUUGCAUUGUCCUAACAGUCACUAUAGUUAGCAGCUCCUCCGCAACAAGUGAUUAAAAAAUAAACAAAACAUUAAACUACGUUAUUUGUUGUUUUUAGUGGUUUAAAUUACCAGCUCUAUUUGUUUUGAAAAGGAAGAUACUUCUAAAGACAAUUCAGUCCCACUAAAAACCUCCUGAAUGUCUGGAUCUUAAGUUAUUGGUGCAAAAAAUGUGAGUGCUCAUUAGCAGGGUUAAUGGCCCAUCUCUGAAAUGCCAAACAACAUGGGAGAAACACUAACUUGUACUGUGAAGGUGCUUUAUCCAGUGACUUUACUGGUUUUAAUCACUUGAUUUAUUUGUUUUGGAGAGGUAGGGACCUCUGCGGAUAAUUCGGCUUGUGUUAAAAACCUCCUGAACAUUGAAGGAAAUCUAACCAGGAGAACUUUCAGCUGGUUGCAAUUGCCAAUAUCCUCCACAAGAUGCCACUAAAUCCCCCUAAAUCUUACACAAUGUUCCUUUUAAAUGACAUAAAAUGUGUCACUUACAGACUCUAUUGUAUGUUUUUGGCCAUUUUUCAUACCCCAAAGUGGCAGCUCUUCAGUAGGAUCUGCUAAAGAUCCUCUAAAAAAACCAACCCAACACACUAAAACCCCAAAGUUGGAAAUACUUAAAGGAUUAGCGGCUCUUAACAGCAGGCCAACCAGCCCCAGAUAGUUAAAGCCACGUACUUAAAAUCUGCAAUUAAAAUAAAAUUAUAUUGCUGGUGCUACAACCCGGUUUUAUAUGAGUGGUGAGGGAGAAAACUCCAUUAUGCUGAUGGUGGAUGACUCUAGUGGCAGAUUUCCGAUUUCUCAUAAAAGCUUAAUAUCAGCUCUGCGUGUUGGUCCGACCCUGAUAAAGAUAAACAGGCACAAAUGAAUUCCACAUGUUCGCUCAUCAGUGUCGUCUCUUACAGAGAAGCUCCUACUUUGGAGGCGGAUAAAAGAGCAUUGUAGCCGAUUUAAAGCCCCAAAGCAGGAAAUCUCCUCCUACUCGAUUGUAUGAUGUCAUACUAAGUCUACCAUACCAAUGCCUUGUCUUAUUUUUAUAUUUUUUCAUAUUGUCAUCUCUACUUGAAAAAAAUAAUGA